Messenger RNA from Diversispora eburnea, 690 nucleotides. Lineage: Eukaryota; Fungi; Glomeromycota; Glomeromycetes; Diversisporales; Diversisporaceae. The record is from the annotation of a GenBank genome assembly.
AUGAAAGAAUUGACAGUUGAUUAUAAAAAUGAGUACGAGUUGAAGGGAAUGUCAAUUUCUAAAAUAUUUAUUCAACGUCGCCUUGAUUAUUCUUCAGAUAAUCCAUUUAAUCAAAAAAUUCGAGAAAACCAAGAUGAUCAUGUUACGAUCGAAAAUGUUAAUGAGGAGAAUGAAUGGUAUCAUUUCAAUAAUGUAAAUGAAUCUGAUGAUGGUGGCAGCGGUGGAGAAACAAAUACAUCCUCUUUAUUAUCACAUAAUAAUAUAGUAAAAGUUGAAUGCAAAUUUGAUGAUGAAGAUUCUGAAGGGGAGGAACUGGAAUCUAUCAUUAAUGCAUUAUCAUCAUCAUCAACAACGACGAAAUACAAUGAAGCCAUCGCAAAAAGUAGAAUGAAACCGUAUAGACUAUGGAGUGAAAUCGAAGGAUGUUUAUGUACUAAUCGACCUAAUAGAAUUGACGAUGCCAUUUGCGACCUGAAACGCUUUGAUCAAGAUGAAAUCGAUUUCGGUAAAUUGACCGAUGAAUUUGAUGAAUUUACUCACACCAACAAUAAUAGUAACGGAUCUAAUGGAAUUACCGUAGCACAAUAUAAUGUUGGUGAGUGCUAUAAGGAUGGAUUAAGAAUAGCAGAAGAAGUUCAAGGGCUCCAAUUGCAUUUAAAAAGCGUUCUUACUGGAAAUAUUCUGCAAUAA